This is a messenger RNA of Lodderomyces elongisporus, 981 nucleotides long. RefSeq names its product sterol-binding protein (gene RBE1). The transcript has a single exon. Gene Ontology annotation, cellular component: extracellular region. NCBI's taxonomy places the organism in Eukaryota, Fungi, Ascomycota, Pichiomycetes, Serinales, Debaryomycetaceae. The record is from RefSeq and is a predicted model, not a curated record. The coding region runs from base 1 to 981 and encodes 326 amino acids.
AUGAAAUUCACAAAUACCUUGUUGAGUAUUGCUGCCGUGCUAGCAGUCUCUGAAGCUGCACCAUUAGUCAAAACAGUCGUUGUUACUGCAAAUCCAACAACUUCUUGGGUAACUCAAAUAGUUGUUCCCACCACCACAGUGAGCAGUAUCAUUACCACAAUCUAUGGACCACCCGGCGACGUUAGUCAACCAACUUCAACUGGAACAUUGUCCACUGUAUACGGUCCACCACCAGGCGCAAGCAGCUCAGUAACAUCAUCAGCAACCGACUCACUGUCUUCCACAGCAACAGCAUCAUCAUCAUCUGAGACACCACUGGUUUCAUCCACUACCUCAUCUUCAAGCUCAUCAUCCUCAUCAUCUACUUCAACUAGUUCAUCAUCAUCAUCAUCAUCUUCAUCUGAAAUCAUCACUUCUGCAACCUCAUCUUCAUCAUCUACCACCACCACCACUUCCUCAUCUUCCUCCUCAUCUUCUUCUUCGGCCACGGGCCCAACUGGCUCCAUUGCUAGCUCAGACCCAACAUUUGUUGCAGAAAUCCUUGAAAAACACAAUGAAUUGCGUGCUCUUCACGGUGUUGGUGACUUGACAUGGGACGCUGAAAUCGCUGAUUAUGCUGCUAGCUACGCAGCCUCCUCCUUCAGCUGUGACAACGUCGAGUUGAUCCAUUCCAAUGGUCCAUACGGUGAAAACUUGGCUGCUGGUUAUUUAGGUGGUGACGAGCCUGUUCAAGCAUGGUAUGAUGAAAUCAAAGACUAUGACUUCAACAACCCAGGUUACUCUACUGCAACCGGUCACUUUACCCAAGUUGUCUGGAAGGGCACUACCAAAUUGGGAUGUGCUCGUGUCAUGUGUAAUAAUGCAUGGAGACAAUACACUAUUUGUGAAUAUACCGAUACUAGAGGUAAUAUUGUUGGUGCUGAUGAUGCAACUAGAAAUAUCUACUUUGUUGAGAAUGUGCUACCACCCAUUUCUUCAUAA